Paramacrobiotus metropolitanus is the source of this 2254-nucleotide messenger RNA. RefSeq lists its product as uncharacterized. The transcript has 4 exons. Gene Ontology annotation, molecular function: protein binding. Bases 260 to 2101 code for a protein of 613 amino acids. The record is from RefSeq and is a predicted model, not a curated record. NCBI's taxonomy places the organism in Eukaryota, Metazoa, Tardigrada, Eutardigrada, Parachela, Macrobiotidae.
GCUUUUUUUUAUACGGUGCUUGUAGUUUUUUGAGGGGAUGCUGACAUAUAUAAACCUGUACCUUAUAGUCUUCCGAUCAAAAAUAGUAGUCUACACAAAUAUACGCAGAUAGAAUCUUCAUUUUUUUCAAAAACAUGUGAACGCUUCCGUUGUUGCUUAUCUCUCCCGGUUCUAAUCCCAUGGCGCUAAUCCAUCAGCAAGACAGAGCGAUGAUCAUGUAAAAUUGCGUCUUGCAAAGAUUCCUGUUCUGAAUCCCGCCAUGAACUCCUACUUUACCUGCGGCGCCCGGCGUGGACAGUUCAACCUUGGCAACACCGUUUUGGUGAAUUUAACCAGCCUGGACGAAUUCCUACUGGGAUAUCUCCAGGACAUCAAUGGCGACCAGGUCUUCAUUGAUUUCGACUGCGAGCGCAUCGCCCCGCGCUGGGUUCCUCUGCAGCACGUCUGGCAUUAUGAGAAACCCAGAAUAACAUUCGAUCUUCCCUGUAAUGUUUACGCAGCCGUCCGUCGGGAAGUGGGAGGACCGUACGUCGUCCAAACGGCCAAACUUCUGUGCAACUGGAGCUACGACAACCAGUUUCUCUGCUGCGUUGCCGAGCAUGUGUCGUGCAGUACCGAGAAGUACCAAGCGCAUAUCGUGCACCACUGGCAGCUUAUUGAACGGCUGCCCCGUAAUCGCCACAUUGACGGAAUUUGCCGGAUUCCCAUUAAAAAGGUGGUGUAUCGUUCCGCCAAGCUGCGUUUAUUAAAUGAUGUGCAAGAGUUUCAUAUUGAGCGCCUACUGGAUGUGGGAUUUCGCCAGGGGCAUCGCCAGAUAGUAAUGGAUCGCGAUAGUGCAUUCGCUAGGAUCCGGGAAGAGGAAAUUGUUUUUGUGAUUAUGCGCAUCCAAUGCUGCUAUCCACGCGUCAUGUGUCCGUUGAGUCGCAAAUGCGGGCACAACACCUGCUGGUUGACAGACACCGAGAAGAAAGUUGCCGCCGGAAUCGAAAACUAUCUUUUCCAGACCACUGGUCUGACUGAACAUUUGGGUAACGUCGGCUACCGGCCGCAACCAGACAUUGCCGUCUUGUCUUCGCUUGCUCUCAAAGAACAAAAUAAAUUCGGGCUUUCCAAUCUACCGCCGGAAAUCAUGUCCACAGUCACGUACUACUUGGAUACUGUUUCGCAAGGAAAAUUAAAGCGGGUAUGUGAGCUAUGGAACACUUUACUUUCCGACCCGACAUCUUCGGAUUACAUUACCAUUGAUUUCUGCGCACUAAGUCCGCUGCUACAACGGCGCGCGGAGACGGAAGGCUACCGUCUUGGGCGGUUACUCCAUCGGAUCAUUAGCACCCGUACAAAAACGCUGGCUUUGGUUAACAUGAAUUAUCGGGCGGAUACCGUUGAUCCCGUUAUUGCGCUCAUUACCGAUAUACUCACUAUGAAACGUAGAAUUCCUCUAAUAAUUAUCAAAAACUGCUGGGCAAAUAUUCUGAAACCAAAGUACGGACCCGGAGUAUGCUACUAUAUGUACACUCCCGAUAUUUUCGAGUGGAGAAAGAUUCAUUUUCAACUACUGCUCCUGAAAAAAGUCUGUCACCGUUUGCAGAUGUUCAACGUAGUGAUUAAUUGCGGUGCGUGGAAGGGUGUGUUAUUCCCUCGUCAACCGGGAAAUUAUGGCCGACUGAAACAGCCGGAUAGCCUAAUCAUUACUAUACCAAAGUUGGAGUUUGAUGAAAGCGCCAGUGAUGCCGACAGCAUUAUGCAACUUAAACAAGCUUUGGAACGUCAUUGUCCACCAGUUAAUCCAUCCGUUAGAAACCAAAUCCGGAGGCUGCACGCCGGUUGGGUCCAACGGUACCGCUGUCCUAGUGAUCAGUGGGACGGAUUGCGACAGCUAAUCGAACUCUUUGGCAUAGGCGUAGCAGCGGACCAUGCUACGCAAUGGUGCUAUGGCGGCUUGGAUUGUGACGUGGCGCGGAACCAUGCCUUAUACUUUUGUGACUUGGAUCUGACGGAUUUUGAAGGGUUGCCCAUGGGAACUAUAAUAUUGAAUAUACUUGCCCGAGCUCACAUUCCGUCUUUCCGAUGCCAAAGCAAAACAUUUCUUCUUCCUUUUUGAAUUCAAUGUCGAUUUGAUCAGCCAGACAAGUAAUCGUUUAUUCAAUUUAGUAUAAUUUUUUACUGGAUAAUUUCGGCAUGAUACUGAGUAUCUGCACAGUGCUGUAUGCUAGUAACUCCUUUAGCUAGCCGAAUUACAUUUCACUACAAAACA